This is a messenger RNA of Salarias fasciatus (jewelled blenny), 5537 nucleotides long. Its product is annotated as up-regulator of cell proliferation-like. The transcript is spliced from 3 exons. The record is from RefSeq and is a predicted model, not a curated record. The coding region runs from base 51 to 4811 and encodes 1586 amino acids. Gene Ontology annotation, molecular function: GTP binding. Lineage: Eukaryota; Metazoa; Chordata; Actinopteri; Blenniiformes; Blenniidae.
GUCAGUAGCUUGAUCCAGAUCAGUGUGAGAGGACCGAGAGAGAAGACAGGAUGGACAGCUCAGAGGAGGAGGGAGAGGUGUUCUUCGAUGCACUGGAUGCUUCAUUUGAUCAGGAGUUGAAGGAAACAGACUCUUCUCGAUGUGACAAGACCCCCCUGGAGAGCUUUCUGGAGGAUCUGGGAUUGGAGCAGUUCUACAAAAAGAAGCUUUCCCUCAGUCAGAUACUUCAGAUCGAUAAGAAGACCACUGACGACGAGCCUCCCAGGUGUAAAGCAGACCUCCCCUGGUAUUUCUUAAAAAAACUGAUGAUGGUGAAUGUAACAGCGAGAAAUGUGAACUGUACAUCAGAAUGUAAAUGUGGGGAGUUGGAGAACACUGGGUUCGAUCUGGACCAUCUCAUGAGCAGCUCGGACUCUGCUGACGCGCUGAACCCUCUCGACAUAGUCACUGCCCUCUUUCUGUGCUCUGAUGGUUUUGUGCAGCAGGAAUUGGCCCUGAAAAUGUCCAUGUGUCAGUUUUCUGUGCCUCUGCUGCUUCCUGCUGGUUGUGACGAUAAUCAGAGCACCCUGAUGGUGUGGGCUUUGAGAGACAUUGUCAAGAAGUACAGACCCAAAUCGCUCUCCGAAUCCAAAGGUUUCAUUGAAGACAGAAUCGUUCUGUCUGAGCUGCCCUUGAUCUCCUUUGUGAGGCUGGGUGAGUGCUCUUUGUCCAAGUCAGAGAUCCUCAACAAGCUUCUGAGCAGCUCUCAGCAGUACCACGACACCUUUGUUCACCACAACAUGGACUGUGGAGACUCUCCACGGAGGAUAUCCAAUGGACUGGCUGAAAUCACCUGGUACCUUCCCUGUGGCAAUGAAAACAUUGAUAUUUUCAGCCACCCAGUGGCUUUGGCUAACCUCAGGGGAGACAUUGCCUCUUUCGAAACACAGUUCUCCUUUCUGUGCCAAACAUCUGCAGCGGUCUUUGUGUUCUUUGACAGUCUAGACCCCGAGUGUAAACUACUGACAAACCAGAACAGCAAGGCGGAGAUUUUCUUAGUGGGCAAUCAGCAGAGCGGGAGCUUUAGCCCAGAUGCUUUAAAACAAGUAGCGGCGGGCAUGUCCUUGACAAACAACAACAUCAUUUUGAAGAAGAAGUCCAUCAAUGAAGCGGACUUUGUCGUACGUCUGAGGAAAGCAGUUACUCACGUGGUUGAGAAAACAGAGGUGAAGAUGCGAAUCGAGCAGAUGGCUGAGGUUGCCCAUGAACUGGGAAUCCUGGUGGAUGAAGACUCUGCAGAGUGCCAGGCUGCAAAGAAAAAUGCAGACAACAUCACUGCGGAAAUCAAAGACAUCCUGAAAUACAAAGAAGACCAACUACCAUUGCAAGGCCAAAUAUGGAAAGAUUUGACUUCCUUGGAGAAGGAAGAAGUUCGACUGCGACAGGUCGGAGAUCAAAAGAUAGAAGAGUACAAAAGUGACCUGCAGCUGCAGAAAAAUGAACUGCGAAAGAAACAAAACUCCUAUGAAACUUCCACAGCGAUGACGUCCUUUAUCAGCGCACUGUCAAGCCACGCUCUGGAGAGAUGCUUUUUUCUAAAGUGGAUGCGAAUCAACCUUGACAACAUGUCCCGCAUAAAACUGUCUGGACUGAGGGAGCAGUACAAAGAAAAGAGCAAGAACGCUGAGAACAAUGAAGAGAUCAGGGAAAUCGACCGACAGCUCUCCAGCAGUUCACUGGGCACCGAACACUUCUUCCGCGAGAUGGGUCAGAUCUACGAAGCUUCACGCGCUCUUCCAGAAACUCAUUCAUCACGGGAACAGUUCGAUCACCUGCCCAAACUCUGUGCACAGCUGCUACUGGACGGAUUCCCCCUGGAGCUUGUAGACGGAGACGCCUCUAACAUCCCCCUGAGCUGGGUCAGUGAUGUUCUCUCUCAGCUCAAUGGCUUGGUCGGGCCUAAGAACAGGAUCCUGGUCGUUACGGUUCUGGGAGUUCAGAGCACGGGGAAGUCCACUCUCCUGAACACCAUGUUCGGAGUGCAGUUCGCGGUCAGCAGCGGUCGAUGCACUCGCGGUGCCUUCAUGCUGCUCAUCAGGGUUGAUGAAGAGCUCAAAGAAGAGCUGGACUGUGAUUUCAUGAUGAUCAUUGACACCGAAGGCUUGAAGUCUCCAGAACUCACCCAGCUGGACAACAGCUACGAACACGACAACGAGCUGGCCACGCUUGUCGUGGGCCUGAGCGACGUCACGAUCAUCAACAUUGCAAUGGAGAAUUCAACAGAAAUGAAGGACAUCCUCCAGAUAGUCGUGCAUGCCUUCCUCCGGAUGAAGGAAGUGGGCAAAAAGCCAAAAUGUUACUUUGUUCACCAAAACGUUUCCGAUGUUUCAGCCCAUGAGAAGAACUUACGAGAUCGGAAGCUGCUCUUCCAACAGUUGAACGAGAUGACGCAGGCGGCAGCCAGAAUGGAAAAGAAAGAACAGAACAAGAGCUUCACUGACGUGAUGGCCUACGAUCCCGACACUGGCAACUGCUACAUCCCUGGUCUCUGGACUGGAAACCCCCCGAUGGCACCCGUCAACACGGGAUACAGCGAGGCCGUCUACGAGCUGAAGAAAAACAUCGUCCAGCUCCUGGGAAACACCGAUUCCUCUCUCAACAACGUGUUGGAGUUUAAAGAAUGGAUGACAAGUCUGUGGAAUGCAGUGAAGCAUGAAAACUUUCUCUUCAGCUUCAGAAACAGCCUCGUGGCGGACGCCUACGUGAGGCUCUGCACGGAAUUCAAAAAGUGGGAAUGGGAGUUCAAGAAAGAAAUGUACGACUGGGUCACAAAUGCAGAAACACAGAUUUCCAAUUUUGGUACUCUCGCUGCAAAAUCACCAAUAUCUGACUUGGCAGAAUUUCACAGUUAUUUGAAAAGUGAAGCUGUCAUAGUGAUGUCUGACUGGGAGUCCAAGCUACUGGACAAUGUAACUCGGUACUUCAAGCAAACAGGCGGCCACGUCUAUCUGGUUGUAGGAUACAAAGAAGAGUUUGCAAACAGUGCAAGAAGCCUUCGAAAGCAAACGGAGAGGUCUGUACUCGAUCAGCUCCAGGCAGCGGUGGACAUCAAGCAGGGCAUGGCGACGCUCGACAGAAUUAAGGAAAACCACACCAAGGAAAUAGAAAAAGCAGUGUGCAAGCUGAUUGACGUGUGUCGAAAGAAGAAGGUUCAGAUGAGCGACGGCGAGCUCGAGGUGAAAUUCGACAAGAUGUGGACUGAAACACUGAGCAAACUGUCUUUUCCUAAACAAAUGGUGACAGAUGUCUUUGCAAAUGUUACUCAGCAUUUGCGAGCAAAUCUGGCUCACAGGGGAAGUCAGGCGCAUCAAAUGUUCCACAAGAAAAGCCUGAAAGAUUGUGGGAAGGAGCCAUUUAAAUAUAAAGCAGAAGGAUUAUUCAGGAAAAUGUUGAACUAUUUCAAUAUUGAAAAGCACACCAAAAUCAUGCAAGAAAAUGCCGACUUCAUCAUCGAAACUUGUGCAAAAUAUGUGGAUGAAAAGCAAAACCAAAAAAACAAUUACCAUGACACGUACAUUGAAGAGAUCCUCCAGAUCAUCGACCAGCAUCUGGAAACAAACGGAGAGCUCAAGAAGGACACAGAGUUUGAAGUUUCUCUGAAACUGCACAUCUGUGGAUUCGUAGCCAGAAAGUUUCAGAAGAUGCACGAAGAUUUCCUACAACAAAAAGAUCCUCACAGAUGUCUUCUGAAGUACAAAGCAAAGUUCUGCGCUGAUUUCAAAGAUGUGUUUCAUGAACGAGAUCAGUGCCAGAAGAAAGCCGAAGAGUUUGUCAACAAAUGCCUGAAGCCUGCUGUUGAGCAGUUCGUCAAUAGUCACAUGGGUCUCUCUAUCGUGGACGAAAUGCUGAAGAAGAGCGAGUUCAGCACACGAGUGGAAUUCCAGUACUGCAUUCUACUGGAUUUGCUUUUAGAGCAAAACUUCAGUGACUACUUGAGAUUCACUUCCUCCUACGAGAGCUUCGUCAAGAACUGGAUCCUCCAAAAAAUACAGGAACAUUUUUCAAGUUCCUCCACGACAUUUGAGUUUGAGAACCGACAUCUGGAGAAAAGUGUCAGCCACAUCAACGACGCCAUCCAGACGGCCAAAACACAAAGCAGAGAGAACGUGCAAACUCUUGUGGAGGACAUCUGCAGGGGGCUUGGUGAUAAACUGGUCAUAUCCCAUGAUGCUCUUGGAGCGUUUAUGAUCCUGAACAACGCCGACCAGGACAAGUUUGCAGACUCACUCACGGUUUCUGUGAAGGACAUGAUGGAAACUCUGAGAGAGGAGUUCAGAAGCUCGACCUUUGAGGACAAACUGCAGCGUCUCCACCUGCAGCCUCAGAACGAGCUCUUCAAGAGGGUGAUCGGAUGUGGCAGGCAGUGUCCGUUCUGCGGCGUUCCCUGCGAGGCUGGAGGAGCAGCUCAUACCCAGCACCGGGCUUCGCUACACCGGCCACAGGGUCUGGGUAGAUACCGGGGGAUUUACACAGAAAAACUCUGCACUGACAUCUGCUCGUCUUCUGUCGUAAGUGACAUUUGCUUUAUUUGUCCUGAAACAAACAAUAAAAGGCAUCCUUACAAACGAUACAGGGAAAUCUUCCCCAACUGGGAUAUUCUUCCAGAUGGAAGUCUUCAAGCUUCAGACUACUGGAAGUACAUCAUGACCAAAUACAAUCAUAACUUUGCUAAAAAGUAUUUUGCAAAGCCUGCUGACAUUCCUCAAACUUGGAGAAAGAUCACAUAUCAGCAGGCAGAAGAAAGCCUUAAAAAGUCUUUUUACAUGCAAUGAGACUUUAAUUUUCUUCACUUCCUGUGACUGUAGAGCGACAUCCUUUGAACUAGUCACCAUCAUAUUCUCUUAGAUCCGACUCUUAUCGAAGAAAAUUCCCAGUAACUUUCUCCUGAAUGACAGAAACACCAUCAGAGCACAGAGGUACUUUGUUUAAUCAGCUUUUGCAACGAUGUGAUCACCAUUAUCUUGAUCACUUUUCCUGUAUGGCUAUAUUUCAUGAUUAUUUUGAUUAAGAAACAUUAAAAUGUCCUUGUCCAUUUUCAGAACAUGUUGAAUGUUAGUUUGAACCAUCUUUUGUUGCUUUUCUGGUUUUGGUGGGUGAUGUUAUCAUGAUACUGGAAAAAAAAAUCAGUUUUAAUGAAGUUAGUGACGUGUGAUCUGUUUUUAUUUUCUUAUUUUAAUCACCGUGAUAAAAAGUGUGUGUGUGUUUUCAUACCUUUGAGGAUGUAAAGUUUCAUUCAGCUGAUUUAUUGCAUCCUCAACAUGUUUGGAUGAUUUGGACUUCAUGCUGAGAAUUUAAUUUGCGUUCAUUUGUGUUUCACUCUGAAGUACUUUAGAAACGUUUAAUCAAGGCUCAAAAAUAAAGGUGGAAUGUGGUAGAAUCCAUGAACUCACAAUGUCAGAGUGAAAAUCUGAAUCUUGUUGAUUUUAAAUGUUUUGGCCUUAAUUCGAUAUGGUAGUACAGAAUCAUAUGUCAGAAUGAAUAAAGAGACAAGACGAGCA